This is a messenger RNA of Andrographis paniculata, 992 nucleotides long. RefSeq lists its product as uncharacterized. The transcript has 6 exons. Bases 120 to 761 code for a protein of 213 amino acids. The record is from RefSeq and is a predicted model, not a curated record. Lineage: Eukaryota; Viridiplantae; Streptophyta; Magnoliopsida; Lamiales; Acanthaceae.
CCCGUGUUUAGGGAGUUCAAAAAUUUUGAAAAUCCGAACCGUUCAUUAAAUGCAAAUCUGGAACUUCUCUGAGGCAUUCCGUCUUCAAUCUCGAUCCGUAUUUUCUCCGUCAAUCGAGCAUGUCGGCCAUCAGAUUUGCUCCGGUGAUUGCAGUUGCGUUGCUCGUUCUCCGAUCGUACUCCACCGCCGCCGAUUUCUCGCUUCCACCUCUCUUCGGAGGAGAAGGUACGUGUUCAGAUAGUGUUUGUGGAAAGGGAAAAUGCGUGACGAAGAACAGUACCUUCGGAUUCGAGUGCAAAUGCGAGGCAGGGUGGCGACAAGCUCGUUCCGACGAUGCCGAUGGGUUUAAGUUCCUUCCGUGCGUGAUUCCCAACUGUACGAUGAACCACUCCUGCGACAACACUUCCGAUCCUUCGCGUCGCGAUCAAGACAGAAACGGCUCAUCCAUUUUCGAUCCCUGCUUCUGGGCAGACUGUGGAGGAGGUUCGUGCAACAAAACCUCCCCGUUUACGCGCACCUGCAUAUGCGAACAGGGGUACUACAAUUUGUUCAACUCGACAUCUUUCCCGUGCUACAAACAAUGUGCAAUUGGACUCGACUGUGCGAAACUCGGAAUCAACAUCAUGAACUCAUCGAACCCGAGCUCCAACAUGAAUGACAACAGUGAAAAUCACGGAACAAGCUUGAUUCCAAGAAUCGAAUUCAGUUGGUCGAUUGCCUUGGCAACGGGUUCGGCUCUGGUUUGGCUGAUGUAUAGUUAAUCAGACACAGGUAACCGCAUCGAAUGUUACAUAUAAAGCUGGCGUUUUUACUUCGGUCACAGCUGUGGUGAUUUUACGAUAGACUUAUAGGAUAAAUAAAUUUCACCACACGUUCACAGAGUUUUGUAUCUACACUCUAGUUUUGUUCGAAUUUCUCUGGUGUGUAUAUGUAAUUAUACUCUUAAUUAUUGCAUGAUUUAUAGUUUCGACAGUGAAUUUUAACUUUACUAA